AUGGCGGCCAGACCUGGAGAUAAGAAAAGAGUGCUGGUUGUGGGAGCCGGUGCUGCUGGCAUGUCAUGUGCCCAUCACCUUGCUGAGCACCCAGACAAGUUUGAUGUUACUCUCAUCGAUGCAGUGGAUUACUGUGGAGGACAGGCCUUCUCGAUUCCGCUCGACAAAGAACGCCAUGGAGCCAGCUGGUUGAACCAGGGUGUCCAAGGAGGAAGUUACAUCUUCCACCACACCAUGACUAUGUUCGCACGACAAGGGCAUCGCGCUGAUCCAGUCAACCUCCACGUUUCGUUCGGCAAAGAUGACAUUUUUUGGACCAAUGUGUUCCCUACCGACUUACUUGCACGACACCAAGCAGAGAUCAAGAGGUUCAAGCGUAUGUUGACCUUUUCGCGCUGGUUCGAAGUCAUUUUUGCCCUGAUACCCAUCAAGUAUAUGUUUAAGCUGUGGAUGUUUUCUGAGGAGUUCACCAACACUGUUGCCAUGCCUAUGAUCGCCUUGUUUCUUGGAACUGGAAACGAGACACCAAAUGUCCCGUUCAUCGUUCUUGAGCGUCUUGUCACAAGUCCAACGUACGGCCUCUGGUAUCCUCCGGACAAACUUAGCAUCGCAAGCAAUCUGCCGCCUAUGGUCGUAUUUCCCAAGUUCACAGAAUUCUACGGGAAGUGGAAAGACGACCUCAUUUCGAAGGGGGUAAACAUCAGGCUCUCAACGGAAGUUACAAGAGUAGUCAAACGAGAUAAGGAUGGCGUGAUCGUCAAGAUAAUCAAACGCACACCAGUCCCGGACCAGCACAACCCUAAUAGCGCUUGGGUUCCUAACGACCCUGUCAACGCCGACCAGGACGCGCGCGAAGAGACUGAACACUACGACGAGAUUGUUCUCUGCGUUCUCGCCGAUACUGCUAAGCGCAUUCUCACGCCAUGUGCGUCUCUCCGCGAGAAAAAGGUACUUGGAUCCGCGAAAUUCUCUGACGACAUCACGAUCACCCACUGGGACAGCGACUACAUGAAGAAGCAUUAUGAGAACUUUUAUGACGACAAGAAGGCUGCUUCGAGUCUUUCUGGCGUCGACCAAUCUCACAGACUCAAAUACGCAAAGGAGUCAUUCAAACCCAUGUAUUACAUCAAGAUGUAUGACCAAGAUCGCACGAAACUGGAGAUGUGCUUCGACUGCACCAACUACCAGAGUCAGUUCCCACCAGACAUGCCUUUUGACAGACACGUUUUCCAAACCAUAUAUCUAAACAAGCACCGCGAUGGCCACCUCUGGAGCAGCGAGGAGAUCAACAAGGACAAGAUCAUCCGACAGGACUGGUGGCACCAGCUUUGCCACUCGUGGACUCACUACCUGUUUGUCGUUCCCUGGAUGUGGUUGCUGCAAGGCCGCAAGCAUACUCGUUUCGCCGCUGCCUGGACACUCAUCAACGCCCACGAAGUCGCUGUCAUGUCUGGUAUCGCUGCUGCUGUGGAUCUUGGAGCUCAGUAUCCCGAGGACCUCGAGCGCGACAAGUUCGCUCUGCUGAGCUUCCGUCUCUACUACCUACUCACCUACGGCAAGUGGUAUAAGAGGCACGCGACUAAGCAGACUAAAGAGGGUCCUGGCAAGGACUGGGCCAGCGGCUGGUACGGCAGCGUCUACAGAGGGCCUGGUGUGGGUACUACAGAUAGGAAGCAGUGGAGAGAAGAGAACAACAUUGAAGGCGAUGGUCCUGCAUAUGACUGGCCAGUUGAUGCAGGCGCGCGUCACAGAUCAGGGGGAAAGCCUGGUACUGGUGAGGGCGGCAAGGCGACCCAGGAGGGGCUGACUGCUUAA
Boeremia exigua is the source of this 1815-nucleotide messenger RNA. RefSeq lists its product as uncharacterized. Bases 1 to 1815 code for a protein of 604 amino acids. NCBI's taxonomy places the organism in Eukaryota, Fungi, Ascomycota, Dothideomycetes, Pleosporales, Didymellaceae. Gene Ontology annotation, molecular function: oxidoreductase activity. The transcript has 3 exons. The record is from RefSeq and is a predicted model, not a curated record.